Molecule: messenger RNA, 3476 nt
Organism: Vitis riparia (riverbank grape)
Lineage: Eukaryota; Viridiplantae; Streptophyta; Magnoliopsida; Vitales; Vitaceae
Product: probable ubiquitin-like-specific protease 2B
Exons: 16
Coding region: 306-3143 (945 amino acids)
Biological process (GO): proteolysis
Molecular function (GO): cysteine-type peptidase activity
Source: RefSeq, a predicted model, not a curated record
AACUACGCCAGACACAAGAGGGGAUCCUCAAAUCCACGCGACUUUAAGCGCGUUGAGCGUGGUCCCAGUCUUCUCUGUUCCACCCUCAGCAAAUUUCUUCGUGUCCAAUUGUGUUCUCCUGAUUUGGGACUCCUCGAAGAAAUUAGGGUUCGGUCUCUCGAUCCCUUUAGUGCGCGACAGUAUUCGAUUCUCCAAUCUUGAGAACUCUAAUCCCUCUGCAGUCACCGAUUCCUGAAACGGUGAUCUUUUGAUUUGACUCUUUCGCUCCGGGAAUCUCAGCUUCUAAUCAUCCGUUUUCUUCAGAGAUGAAGAGUUCUUCUUGUAGAAGCUUCGAAGUUUAUGAUUUCAACGAAGAAGAUGAUAGUGCUGAAGUGGCUGCCGCACGAUACUUGGGAAAUUACAAAACCCCUGAAAACCCUAAUUCCGAGACUCCCGCCAUCAUGAAGUACGAGCUCCUUAGUUGCGCUGCACGGGGCGACGUUGUAAAGGCAAAGGAAAUUGACAAUGUACAGUGGGUCGAUGUUGAUGCGAUCGACAAUGAAGAUAGUGGCAAAUGCGAUAUUUCCUUAACUCCUAGCGUAGAAGGAGAGGAGUCCGCUGGGAAACAAGGAACUGCGCAGUCCGAUUGUAAUAGCGAUGAAGGAAAUGCCCCUUCUAAAGCAGACACUCACCGAAGUUUUUUUUCCGUUCUACAAACGGAUGAUUCGAAUGAUGCAGCUGCUUCGCCGGGUGACUGUAGAUUGAAUUCUGACCUUCCAGAGUCUCCUCCCAGUGAUGAGCAACUUGAUGUUACUUCGGAAGCUGAUGAAAGCAUGAAAGAGAACACUCUCUCUAGUCCUGCUUCUGAUACUGCAGAACAUGGCGCUUCUUUAGAUGGACAAGUUUCCGAUGAUGGCUUUGGCAACUGGGACAUGCAGGAUGACAUAAAUAUGGAGGUAGUUGUUUAUCCUGAUUAUUUUGUAUAUCGAGAUGAAUAUUGUACGGAAGCUGUGGUUGCUUUUUCCAGCAGUUGCAUCAAAAUCAAGGGUUCAACUGGAUAUGAAAAGAAAGGAUCCUUUAACUUUCAAUGGGGACUUGAUGAUAUCAUUGAUAUUAAAUCUCAGUGGUGUGGAAGGGUUGGAGUGGCCAUGAUUCAGCUACGUGUAAUAUCAAAGGAUGCUGUACAAGUUGGUUCUCCAUGUGGCACAUCAAGGAUUGAGGAGUUGAAGUUUGCUGUUGUUGACUCCAACUGGUCGGUCAGGCAAGAAAAGAUCACAUCUUUGCAUGGGAAAUACAAAUCUGUAUGGAAUGUUAUGCUUGACACGGAUAUGGAUGGAGAUGCUUUAGGAGAGGACAACUUUAUCAUCCCAAAUAGCUAUUUCCCAAAAUUUGAUGACCAAUUUGAAGAGGUUAUCUAUCCAAAAGGAGAUUCUGAUGCUGUUUCUAUCAGUAAGAGAGAUAUUGAUCUAUUGCAGCCAGAGACAUUCAUCAAUGAUACAAUUAUUGACUUCUACAUCAAAUAUUUGAAGAAUAAAAUCCAACCUGAAGAAAGGCAUAGGUUCCAUUUUUUUAAUAGUUUUUUCUUCCGAAAGUUGGCUGAUCUAGACAAAGAUCCAUCUAGUGCUUCUGAAGGCAGGGCUGCUUUUCAGCGUGUCCGUAAAUGGACAAGGAAAGUGGAUUUAUUUGAAAAGGAUUACAUCUUCAUUCCUGUAAACUUCAAUCUCCACUGGAGUUUACUAGUUAUAUGUCAUCCUGGUGAUGCAGUUAAUUUUAAAGAUGAUGAUGUUUUGAAAUCCCUUAGAGUACCAUGUAUAUUGCAUAUGGAUUCUAUCAAAGGAAGUCAUACAGGCCUCAAAAAUAUUGUUCAAAGUUACCUUUGGGAGGAGUGGAAAGAGAGGCAUAAGGAAACUUCAGAAGAUAUAUCUUCAAAAUUCUUCAAUUUGCGAUUUGUCCCACUUGAGCUGCCGCAGCAGGAAAAUUCAUUUGAUUGUGGUCUCUUCUUGCUCCACUUUGCGGAACUCUUUUUGGAAGAUGCUCCUGAUAAUUUCAAUCCCUUCAGGAUAACAAAGUUCUGCAGCUUUCUUAAUGUGAAUUGGUUUCCACCUGCUGAGGCUUCUCUUAAACGUGCUCUUAUCCAGAGGUUAAUAUUUGAACUUGUUGACCAUUGUUCUCAAGAAAGUUCUCCAGCUGCUUGCAGUGGUGAGCAGCAGUCCCCUAAAUUUCUUGGAGGGAGUAAUGUGCAUGAAACUGGGGUGGAGUUUGUUACUGAGAAAUAUAGUUCUGUAAAAGCUUGUAAUGGAAAUCUAUUGAGUUCCCAUGUUGACCAAGGGAUUGAAAUUACUCUAUUAACAUCUUCACUGAGUUCUCAGUGUGUUAAUGAUUCAAGCUUGGUUUUAAGGGAGUUUUUUGAGUCUGGAGCUACCGCAGCAGGAUCGUUCCUUGAUGGACAGUAUCAAUCUUUUGACCAGUCAUCAUCUUUUCAGAGGCUCAAGAGUGUCAUGUCACCAAUAGAGGAAGAAGGAACUGGUGAACAAUUUGUUUAUUCACCAUCAUGUGAAACUGGGCUCCAAAGACUAGCCGGAAUCUCACAUGAAGCACGUGCCGUUCAAUAUUCAUCCAGAGAUUUUAGAGCAGAUGCUUCUUGGAACCCAGGAACUUCUGUGGAGCAAGCAGGGCAUGAAGAAGUUGACUCAUCUCCAGAAACAUCAACAGGUACCUCUGAAGAUUCAUUAGAAGUAGGUGUUGAUAUUGGUAACACAGUUAGGGACGAUAUGGAUCCAAGUCAGAUUGAAAAAACAGAUGAACCGGGAUCUCCAUCAAUGGAAAACACCGAGUGUUUUACACAGGGCCUUGCCUGUGCCUCGGGUGAGUUUCUGGAGAUUUCUGCUGCUGAAAGUUCUCAAGACACUGGUAAACUGGAUAAUUGCAAUGAGAGGGAAGCCCCUCUUCCCUCUUACGAAGAAAAUCCACUAAGAUUGUUCCAUGAGAAAUCUGAUAUUGAAGGCAACAGGGAUAUCACUUGCAAGGAUGUGCAAUUGAUUGAUCAUGACCUGGAAUCAGAUCCAGAUGAACAGCCAGCUUCAAAGAGGCUACGGCUUACACCACCACCAUAUGAAGGGGAAAGAAAACUCAACAGAAGCCUCUCGAAAGAUCUGCAUUUGUAAUACAGGCUGGAGAUAGGUUUUUUGUUUCUUUUUAGCGGUCUAUGAAUUUGGGUCUCGUCAGGGCAUUGGUUUGCCAUUCUGUGAAUAGAGUUAUGGUUCAUAUUCCCAAGAUGUGACAAUUAUGUAGAAGAAACCCUAGGAUGCCAACUACUCUUUUCUUUUUUGUACUCAUUUUGAUCUGGCAUUAGAAUUCUCAGGACUCCAUUUGAUUGACUCUCAUGGCUGAAAUUUGUGUUCCCCAUUAGUGUAGAAAGAAUCUAGUUCAUAUGGGAAGGCCAUUAUGUUAACACAAGUGUUUCUUAAGAUCCGUGAAUGACACAAAUUGUUCAGAUA